This is a messenger RNA of Herpailurus yagouaroundi (jaguarundi), 1159 nucleotides long. RefSeq names its product acidic leucine-rich nuclear phosphoprotein 32 family member B. The transcript has a single exon. Gene Ontology annotation, cellular component: nucleus. The coding region runs from base 243 to 1022 and encodes 259 amino acids. Gene Ontology annotation, biological process: regulation of apoptotic process. NCBI's taxonomy places the organism in Eukaryota, Metazoa, Chordata, Mammalia, Carnivora, Felidae. The record is from RefSeq and is a predicted model, not a curated record. Gene Ontology annotation, molecular function: histone binding.
UGAGACCAGCGCUGCGCUCCAGCCCCCUUUUCCCUCCAUGGUUUCUCUCCGCUCCCGUGAGUAACUUGGCUCCGGGGGCUCCGCUCGCCUGCCUGCACGCCGCCCGCCUCCUGGGACCGCGCCGCCGGCCUCUGCCGCCAGCAGACCCCUUCCGACGGCCCUCGCUGCGCAGGCCGGGACGCCUCUCCCCCCUCCGCCCCCGCCGCGGAAAGUUAAGUUUGAAGAGGGGGGAAGAGGGAAACAUGGACAUGAAGAGGAGGAUCCACCUGGAGCUGAGGAACCGGACUCCGGCAGCUGUUCGAGAACUUGUUCUGGACAAUUGCAAAUCAAAUGAUGGGAAAAUUGAGGGCUUAACAGCUGAAUUUGUGAACUUAGAGUUCCUCAGUUUAAUAAAUGUAGGCUUGAUUUCAGUUUCAAAUCUCCCCAAACUACCUAAAUUGAAAAAGCUUGAGCUCAGUGACAAUAGAAUCUUUGGAGGUCUGGACAUGUUAGCAGAAAAACUUCCAAAUCUCACACAUCUAAACUUAAGUGGAAAUAAGCUGAAAGAUAUCAGCACCUUGGAACCUUUGAAAAAGUUGGAAUAUCUGAAAAGCCUGGAUCUGUUUAACUGUGAGGUUACUAACCUGAAUGACUACCGAGAGAGUGUCUUUAAACUCCUGCCUCAGUUGACCUACCUGGAUGGCUAUGACCGAGAGGAUCGGGAAGCGCCUGACUCAGAUGCCGAGGUGGAUGGUGUGGAUGAAGAAGAGGAGGAUGAAGAAGGAGAAGAUGAGGAGGACGAGGAGGAUGAGGAUGGUGAGGAGGAAGAGUUUGAUGAUGAAGACGAUGAAGAUGAAGACGAAGAUGUAGAAGGGGAAGAUGAUGAAGACGAAGUCAGUGGGGAGGAAGAAGAAUUUGGACACGAUGGAGAAGUUGAUGAAGAUGAAGACGAGGAGGAUGAAGAUGAAGAUGAAGAGGAGGAAGAAAGUGGGAAAGGUGAAAAGAGGAAGAGAGAAACAGACGAUGAAGGAGAAGAUGAUUAAGACCCCAAAUAACUUGCAAAAAAAGAACUGUUCAGUAUUUGUUGGACUGCUCAUACGGAUUUGGUAGCUGUUUAAAAAAAAAAAGGUAGCUGUGAUACAAACCCCAGGAUACCCACCCACCCAAAGAGCCAAAGAAU